Messenger RNA from Merops nubicus (carmine bee-eater), 889 nucleotides. It is a transcript of the gene PDE9A, whose product is annotated as phosphodiesterase 9A. Gene Ontology annotation, molecular function: 3',5'-cyclic-GMP phosphodiesterase activity. The transcript is spliced from 8 exons. NCBI's taxonomy places the organism in Eukaryota, Metazoa, Chordata, Aves, Coraciiformes, Meropidae. Gene Ontology annotation, biological process: cGMP catabolic process. The annotation marks the transcript as partial. The record is from RefSeq and is a predicted model, not a curated record.
AAAGAGCCCUCCUGUCUCUGACUGCUUCAUUCCCUCCCUCUCUCUGCAGCUGUGUAUUCAUGACAAUUACAGAAACAACCCCUUUCAUAAUUUCCGGCACUGCUUCUGUGUGACCCAGAUGAUGUACAGCAUGAUCUCGCUCUGCAGCCUCCAGGAUAAAUUUUCCCAAAUUGACAUCUUGAUUCUCAUGACUGCGGCAGUAUGCCACGACUUGGACCACCCGGGCUAUAACAAUACCUACCAGAUAAAUGCACGAACGGAGCUUGCAGUACGCUACAAUGACAUCUCCCCCCUGGAGAACCACCACUGUGCUGUGGCUUUCCAGAUCAUUUCCCAGCCAGAAUACAACAUUUUCUCCAACGUCAACCAGGACCAAUUCAAACAGAUAAGACAGGGGAUAAUUACAUUAAUCCUGGCUACAGACAUGGCGAGACAUGCAGAAAUACUGGACUCUUUCAAGGAAAAAAUGGAAAACUUUGAUUACUCAAAUGAAGAACACAUGACCUGUCUGAAGAUGAUACUGAUAAAAUGCUGUGAUAUCUCCAAUGAAGUGCGCCCGAUGGAAGUAGCAGAGCCCUGGGUAGAUUGCUUACUAGAGGAAUAUUUUAUGCAGAGCGAUCGAGAAAAAUCUGAGGGGCUUCCAGUGGCACCAUUCAUGGACCGUGAUAAAGUGACCAAGCCAACAGCACAGAUUGGCUUCCUGAAGUUUGUUCUCAUCCCUAUGUUCGAAACAGUAACAAAGCUAUUCCCAGAAGUGGAAGAGGUGAUGCUCCAGCCCCUUUGGGAAUCCAGGGAUCGCUAUGAAGAAUUAAAACAGAUAGAUGAUGCUAUGAAAGAGCUGCAGAAAAAGAAAAGUGAAAGUUUGACCACCGGCAGUACCGAAAAGUGA